AUGGAGCAGUGCAUUGCACUUGCUGACUACAACGCUUGCGAGGCAGAUGAGAUCAGCUUCCGCCGUGGCGAUGUGAUUACCGUGACGGCGAAGGGCAGCACUUCCGGCUUCUGGGAAGGAUAUGUGGCCGCAACACCCGUACGCGGUCUCUUCCCUAAUUGUCUUGUAUCGUCGAACAUGCGGCCGCAGCAGACGCCAACGUUCUGCGACCGGGCGCUCUGUCUGUACGACUACACGGCGGCGGAUGCGGCGGAGAUGAGUUUUGCGCGAGGCGACGUGCUGCGGGUGGUGCGGCGGAGUGCAGCGCUGGGUUGGUGGUAUGGUGUCAACACAAGCCGUGCGGCGGAGGAGGAGCCGCGUUUGCUGCCGAGCAACUUCGUCACGUGCAAUAUCGUUCUUGCCGCCUUUGAGUUUGAGGCGCGGCAGAAACACGAGUUGGGGCUGAGUGUGGGCGACGUCAUUCAAGUCCACCGGAAGUGGAACGAUGGGUGGUGGGAGGGAACCCUGCGGGGGCGACGCGGGAUAUUCCCAAGUAACUACACACUGCCAAACGUGGCAACCACAAGCCCACCAUUCUUCUGCAAUCACUGCAAGACGGUCUUUGCGGAUAAUCCUUUAUGCUGUGAAACUUGUCAAAAAGAGGAGGAAAUAGCGCGUUCAAUGAUCGCUGCUCUGGAUGAGUAUGCCACAGGGAAAAAAACACAGUUGGAUCUUUUUGCCUACGUAGAUAUUGAAUCCACUGACAAGGAUGAAAAAGGAUCAAAUACUGCUGAUGAGGGGUUAGUGCGUCGCAUCGCAGGUGCCAUAGGGUAA
Messenger RNA from Trypanosoma theileri, 813 nucleotides. Its product is annotated as putative intersectin-1-like. The record is from RefSeq and is a predicted model, not a curated record. Bases 1 to 813 code for a protein of 270 amino acids. The transcript has a single exon. NCBI's taxonomy places the organism in Eukaryota, Euglenozoa, Kinetoplastea, Trypanosomatida, Trypanosomatidae. Gene Ontology annotation, molecular function: protein binding.